GCUGUAUUUCUCCCCUCCACCUUAAAGCAGGAGCUUCAUUGAGCUGUUAGUGAGACUACAGACAGAGUUCACUCCACCACCGAGGGGGAGGGUGGAGGGGCUGGAUUAUCUCUCUCAUACCGCUCCUCUUCCUGGAAUGAAGCAGAGUCUGAUAACCCCUCCCUCCUCUUCCUCCUCUCAAACACAACAGCUGCACUCUGUCCUCUUAUUUCCUCGUUCCCUCCCCUUCAGAUCUACAGUUUUGAAGCUGGGUGUAACCGACAUGGUGGUGCAGUGAGAGCUGACAGGCUGCAUUCAGUGCACAUGUUGUUUAGAUCAGAGCUCAAACUAGUUUCACUUCUCAGGAAGUGAGACUCAGACAGUCAUCGUCUCUGAGAGGUGAAAUGGCGCAGCAAGAAAAUCAGCUGGACCACGAAAGGUUCUCUUGUUCCAUCUGUCAGGAUCUACUGAAGGAUCCGGUGACUACUUCCUGUGGACACAGCUACUGCAUGAACUGUAUUAAAGGCUUCUGGGAUGGAGAGGAUGAGAAGAAGAUCUACAGCUGCCCUCAGUGUAGGCAGACCUUCACACCGAGGCCUGUCCUGAUGAAAAACACCAUCAUAUCAGAUUUAGUGGAGGAACUGAAGAAGACUGGACUCCAAGCUGCUCCUGCUGAUCACUGCUAUGCUGGACCUGAAGAUGUGGCCUGUGAUUUCUGCACUGGGAGGAAACUGAAAGCCUUCAAGUCCUGUCUGGUGUGUCUGGUCUCUUACUGUGAGAAACACCUCCAGCCUCAUUAUGAUGUGGCUCCAUUAAAGAAACACAAGCUGGUGGAGCCCUCCAAGAAGCUCCAGGAGAACAUCUGCUCUCGUCACAACGAGGUGAUGAAGAUUUUCUGUUGUACUGAUCAGCAGUGUAUCUGUUAUCUCUGCUUAAUGGAUGAACAUAAAGGCCACGACACCGUCUCAGCUACAGCAGAAAGGACCGAGAGGCAGAGAGAGCUGGAGGUGAGACGACUCAACAUCCAGCAGAGGAUCCAGGACAGAGAGAAAGAUGUGAAGCUGCUCCAACAGGAGGUGGAGGCUGUCAAUCCCUCUGCUGAUAAAGCAGUGGAGGACAGUGAGAAGAUCUUCAACGAGAUGAUCCGUCUCAUGGAGAAAAGAAGCUGUGAUGUGAAGCAGCAGGUCAGAUCCCAGCAGGAAAGUGAAGUGAGUCGAGUCAAAGAGCUUCAGGAGAAGCUGGAGCAGGAGAUCACUGAGCUGAAGAGGAGAGACGCUGAGCUGAAGCUGCUGUCACACACAGAGGAUCACAACCAGUUUCUACACAACUACCCCUCACUGUCACCGCUCAGCGAGUCUACAUCCAGCAUCGAUAUCCUUCCUGUGAGAUACUUUGAGGACGUGACGGCGGCUGUGUCAGAAGUCAGAGAUAAACUACAGGACGUUCUGAGAGACAAAUGGACAACCGUCUCUCUGAGAGGGACUGAAGUGGAUGUUUUACUGCCACAACCAGAACCCAAGACCAGAGCUGGAUUCUUACAGUAUUCAAGAGAAAUCACACUGGAUCCAAACACAGCACACACACUGCUGUUAUUAUCUGAGGGGAACAGAAAAGCAACAUUCAUGAGAGAACAUCAGUCUUAUCCUAGUCACCCAGACAGAUUCACUGGUUGGUAUCAGGUCCUGAGUAGAGAGAGUCUGACUGGACGUUGUUACUGGGAGGUGGAGUGGAGAGGAGAUGGAGUUUAUGUAGCAGUCGCAUACAAGAGUAUCAGCAGAUCAAGGAGGGAGGAUGAAUGUAUAUUUGGACUCAGCGACAAAUCUUGGAUGUUAGAUUGUAACAAUAACAGGUAUACAUUUCAUUACAACAGUGUUCAAACUCCCGUCUCAGGUCCUCUGUCCUCCAAAGUAGGAGUGUACCUGGAUCACAGUGCAGGUAUUCUGUCCUUCUACAGCGUCUCUGAAACCAUGACUCUCCUCCACAGAGUCCAGACCACAUUCACUGAGCCUCUCUAUGCUGGACUAAUGCCUUAUUCUAUUUUUAGUGUUGGAGACUCUGCUGAGUUGUGUAAACUCAGAUAGACAGAAGUCAUUUAAAGGGACAGAGGGUUAAAUUGUCAGACUGCUAAUUAGAACAAAACUCGAAUGGCGCUGUCCGGUAAUGUUAUUCCAGUUGUUGUUUUUUUUGUACCAGGCUGUAAACAUGUUUAUUUCUGCUGUACAGUUUUAACACGGAGGUCUGUGGGGAUUGACUCUCUAUUGGAGCCUCUAGUGGCCGUUAGAGGAACUGCAGUUUGUUGGCACUUCUGCAUCGGCUUCACUGCUCAGCACCGGAGGUUCCCGCUUGGUUUUAACUCUUAAACUCAUUUAGUCUCUGUGUUUGUCGCUGAUUGUUGCGUCAUGUCUUCACUGCACAGAGAUCAGCUGUCACUCAAACGUUGUGGGCGGUACUUUGACGUCGUCUCAUGAUUUGUAAAUGUUUGAGUGUCUUCAGGUGGCGCUCCGUCCUGUGUCUGUUUCACUGCUCAUGAUGAUGAUGAUGAUGUUUCUCUACAUGAAGAUGUAAACUCCUCUGAGCUCUAAAUGUGUGAUGAAUAUUCGUAGUGAUGUAUUUGUAUGUUGUUGUGUCUCUUCCACUGCAUGGCUCUGAAGAGACAAACGACAUUUGUGGUUUCCCCUACAAUUAUGCACCCGUUUGACGACGACGACUGACAACUAAUUGAGUGUUUGUGUGCGAGUGUGCAAGAGAGAGAGAGAGAGAGAAAAUUAGAAUUUCGCUCACAAUUGUAACGACAGUUUCAGCUGAAUUGUGGCUGUUUGUUAGCAUGAAUACAACGCUAUAGAAAUGGAAUGCCAGGAUUGGAAAUCACAUUCCUCGUGGUGUUUCAUCACAAAUGUGCAAAAGCAUCAAAACCUCUUGAAGUAUGUAGCUUACUUAGUUUGUUUGUUGUUCUGAGGUAUUCUAGAAGUGUAAUUAUCCUGAUUAUAAUCAAUAAGGAGAUCAUUCAUUAUUCUCUUUCACAUGGCUGAGAUUCUGGUCAAACCAGCUGAUGGUGAACAUGAGAUCAUUGAAUCCUUUAACAGACUUUACUGAUGGGAUGUGUGAACAAAGUGACGCUUCACAUGAUGAAUAAACUAAUGUGAACAAA
Messenger RNA from Sebastes umbrosus (honeycomb rockfish), 3127 nucleotides. Its product is annotated as tripartite motif-containing protein 16-like. Gene Ontology annotation, molecular function: zinc ion binding; protein binding. The transcript has a single exon. The record is from RefSeq and is a predicted model, not a curated record. Lineage: Eukaryota; Metazoa; Chordata; Actinopteri; Perciformes; Sebastidae. Bases 384 to 2060 code for a protein of 558 amino acids.